Molecule: messenger RNA, 3075 nt
Organism: Pyricularia pennisetigena
Lineage: Eukaryota; Fungi; Ascomycota; Sordariomycetes; Magnaporthales; Pyriculariaceae
Exons: 5
Coding region: 1-3075 (1024 amino acids)
Molecular function (GO): oxidoreductase activity
Source: RefSeq, a predicted model, not a curated record
AUGCAUCUUCCAGACUUGAGCUUUUCUCUGACCAGCCUCCUGGCGGCGACCAUAAUAUCGCAACCUUCUGUAGUCGUUGCAGUUGACCCUCUGGUCGACCUCGGCUACACACGCUUACAAGGACUUGCGCAAGGCCAAGGAGCCACGCAAUGGCUCGGCGUCAGGUUUGCCCAGCCGCCUCUGGGCCCGCUGCGUUUCGCAGCUCCCGCGGCGCUCGACAUGACGGCCCCUUUCGACGGCAACGUUGUUGACGCGAGCAAGUUCCGCCCGAUCUGCCUCCCUCGCUCGGCAUCCGACUUUACAAUGCAGCCCAACAAGCGCUUCACCGUUUCCGAGGACUGCCUCUAUGUCAACAUAUUUGCGCCAAGCAACGCGACGGCCACCUCAAACCUACCCGUCAUGUACUUUAUUCAGGGCGGCGGCUUCCAGUCUCUGUCCAAUGCAAACUUCAACGGCGGCGACCUGGCGGCCUUCGGCAACAUCAUCGUGGUGCAGGUCAACUACCGCGUGGGCCCAUUUGGCUUCCUGCACAGCAAAGAGGUGCAGCAAGGGGCCAGCACCAACGUCGGUCUCAGGGACAUGAUCAUGGGAAUGGAGUGGACCAAGCAGAACAUUGCAAAGUUUGGCGGCAACCCGGCCCAGAUCGUCAUGGCUGGCGACUCGGCGGGCGCCACGGCCGUCGUGCUGCUGCUGUCGGGUUGGGCGAGCCAAAACCCGCAGACCACGCUCGUCAAGGGCGCCAUCAUGGAGUCCAUGUCGCUCGCGACGCUCCGCACCAUCGACCAGGGCCAGGAGCAGUACGAAUGCCUGCUGAACAAGACGUCAUGCGCCACCUCCCCGGACACGCUGGCCUGCCUGCGGUCGGUGGAGGCGUCCAAGCUGCAGACGGAGGAGUGCCAGUUCAACCCGAACCUGGACGGCGACCUCGUGCCGGCGUCGAUGCUGACGCGGUUCGACCAGGGCCUGUACCUGCGGGUGCCCAACAUUGCGGGCAGCUGCUCGGACGAGGGGACCAAGAACGUGCCCAAGGACACCAACACCACGGCCGAGGCGUUCAAGUUCUUCCAGGAGCAGACCUCGGGCGUUCUGAGCAACGCGAGCCUCGAGCUCCUGCAAAAGACGUACCUGGACAAGACGAUGCCGCUCAAGGACGUGCCGGCCAACCGCGGCGCCGACGCCAAGGCGCCGACGGGCAAGCUGUGGCAGCAGCUGUCGCUGGCGCAGGGCGACUUCCGCGCGCACUGCGUCACGGCGCGCGUGCAGAACGCCAUGGCCAGGGACGGGGUCAAGACGUUCAGCUACCGGUUCGCGCCCGUCGACGACGAGCAGGAGAGGCUGGGGUUCGGGGCCUACCACACGGUCGAGCUCAACGCCGUGUUUGGGCCCAACAACACGGACGGCGACCCGCCCAAGUCGUACCGGACGUCGGGCGCCAACGAGGUCAUCGUGCCGCAGACCAUGGCCUACUGGGCGUCGUUUGUGCGGACGCUCGAUCCGAACCCGAUGAGGGCCGCGGACACGCCCGAGUGGAAGCCGUGGACGGGGACGCAGGGCCGCGAGAGGCUGCGGUUCAAGACGGGCGACGUCAACAUGGAGCGCAUGGACGACGACCAGCGCAACAACUGCGAGAUGCUGGAGCCCAUGCUGGCGGCCAUCGAGAUGCCGCAGCCCAAGGAGGUGGUGGUGGAGCUCAACAAGCCUGGGACGAGUUUUGGGAGCAGCUGGGGAGCAUCCGCGAGGGCAUCCGAGAACUCUGCUGCUGUGCCGGACCGUAGCGCAAAGAAACUGCAGGCCUCCUCUUCCUCGUCCUCCUCGUCGACCGCUUCCAACAGCGGGAUGAGGUCCACCGGUGGCAUGGGAUGGAGCGUGCUGUUGCUGACGUUGGCUCCUCUUGCUCCGAUGCUCCUCUCACAUUCGUUCAAAAUGCGUUUCUCAGAGUUCAUCAUCGUGCCUCUGCUGGCAGCGGCCGUCGAGGCCCGCGCCUGCAAGGCAAAGAGGCCUACUACUGCAGCUCUUUCUGCUACUGUCGUGGCCACUGCUGCUUCCUCUGCCGAGACCGUCUCCUGCACGUCGGCUCCUCCUGAGGCCACCCCCACCUCGGCCAAGCCUGCACAGACUGCUGCGCCGUACCGCGCCUAUCCGGCCGACGUUGUUGACCAGCUCCGCGACUCGAGCAUUAGCAAACUCGAGAGCUUCACCAAGCGUAACCCAUCUUCUUGCACCUUGGAGAAUGCGAGCGACCUCUCCAUCGCCGAGCGCAAGGAGUACAUCUCGGCCGUGCAGUGCCUGCAGCGCCUGCCGGCCAAGACGCCCUCCAGCGUCUCCCCUGGAGCGCGGUCCCGGUUCGACGACUUCUUGACGGUGCACAUCCAGCAGACGCCGUCGAUCCACAACACGGCCAACUUCCUGGGCUGGCACAGGUACUACGUGUGGCAGUACGAGAAGGCCCUGCGCGAUGAGUGCGGCUACACCGGUUUCCAGCCCUACUGGAACUGGGACCGCGAGGUCGCCGACCCGACCAAGUCGGCCAUGUUCAACGGCAACGACACCAGCCUCAGCGGCAACUCGCCCAGCAAGGACGCCUGCGUCACCUCGGGCCCCUUCAAGGACAUGGCCGUCAACCUGGGGCCCGGCGCCAGCCUCAAGUACAACCCCAGGUGCCUGAAACGCGAGAUCAACGCCAGCCAGGCCCAGGCCUGCACCGCCGACAAGACCCUGUCGCUGAUCAAGAACAGCUCCACCAUCGGCACCUUUCAGGACACCAUGCAGGGUGUUCCGGGCGUGCAUGCGGGCGGUCACUAUACCAUUGCCGGUGACCCUGGAAACGACAUUUAUGCUUCUGCUGGUGACCCGGCCUUCUACUUCCACCACGCCAUGAUCGACCGCGUCUGGUGGCUGUGGCAGCUCCAGGACCUCGAGACGCGCCUGACCGCCAUCGAUGGAAACAACGGUGGUCGCAAGGGCACCGCCGAUGACGACACGAACCUGGGUGCCGUCGGAGGAUCGGUCAAGCUCGGCGACCUGCUCAACACCAUGGGCGGCAAGGGCGGCGAGUUUUGCUAUAUUUAUGUCUAA